Molecule: messenger RNA, 4429 nt
Organism: Sitodiplosis mosellana (orange wheat blossom midge)
Lineage: Eukaryota; Metazoa; Arthropoda; Insecta; Diptera; Cecidomyiidae
Gene: Cpr
Product: NADPH--cytochrome P450 reductase
Exons: 8
Coding region: 2065-4122 (685 amino acids)
Biological process (GO): response to hormone
Cellular component (GO): cytosol
Molecular function (GO): flavin adenine dinucleotide binding; NADPH-hemoprotein reductase activity; FMN binding
Source: RefSeq, a predicted model, not a curated record
UGACAAACAUAGAGGAAAACACGUUUCGUGUUGAAUUCCUUCGCUGAAAUAGGAAAUAAGCGUGUCAAAUACAAUUGAUUUACCACGGACGAAAAAAAAAAAGUGCCGUGAAGUAAAUAAAAGCGAAGUUCAUGUGUGUCAUUUGGAUUAUGUACUGUGUGUACAAUAUACUUUAUGUGUGUGUUUGAUGUUGAAUUUAUAUUGAUAUGGUUGUGUGAGAUACGAACGUAACAUGCAGUGUCUGUGGAAUAUCAACUUCUGACAAAGUCACUUCAUGUGAUUAACAUUUCAGCCUUACAAUGAAAUAGACGUGUUUAAUUUUUGGUGCGCGCAGUUAAGUUGUUUUUUUUUUUCUGUUUAAAAGUUUAUUUUCUACCAUUUCCCCUCGAGAGCACACAAAAGUUCAACACUAUAAAAGAAACGUCAUUUGUUCGGACUCGCAAUAAAAAAAAUAAAGUUGUGUUCAUUUUAGCAGAGCAAGAAAAUAAAACAUUUUUAUUAAACCAGAAAAGGUAUAUAUCGUUAAUUUGCGGAGAAAAACAAUUGCGAGAUAGAAAGAGUAAAGUUAGACCAUCAACGCCACUAGUGGAUAAAUAAAAUCGGGAUUUUCAUUCAAAAAUCAACCCAAAUAAACGAAGUAAGUGAUCUUUCAGCCAAACAUGACAAUCUCUCUUUCCACAACAGUGUAUUCCUAUUCAGUCAAACAACUUGUGAGAGAUGGAUCGGUGAAUGAAAAAAAAAUUAAAAAAACAGAGAGAAAAAAAGAGUAAAAAUGAAAGAGUACGCAGUCAAUUGAGCCGUGUGUUGUAAAUCAGUUGUUACCUACGUGAUCAUUUUUACAGUCACUUCAAAUGAUUAGACGAACAUACAUAGCAACAAAUACACACAAUACAAAUAUGCACGCACAAAGAAACGAACGCUCAUUCCAUUGCAUUACGGUCAAAACACACACACACACACACAUUGAACUUUACGAUUCUUCUUCCUUCAUACGACAUGCAUUAAUUUCAUUUCAAUUUUUUUUUUCGGUUUUGUUGAUUGUCCCUUUUUUGUUGCUUCGUUUGGGUUUUUCGUUGCGACGAAAAGGUCUCAAAUAUAAACAAGCAAACAUUAAUUGUAACAGCCAGCAGCAACGACAAUGACAACGACGAUAGCGGUGGUAGUAGCAAUAAAAUGUGCGUUGUCAUACGUACAUUGUACCACAGCGAAUGAUAAUUGUUUUAUAGCACAAUUUGUGAUACUUCACUGAAUAUAUCGUUUACCAGUGUUUCCAGAUUUGUUUCCUGUCGUAAAAGAUUUUUGAUGUCAGUGAGAAAUUCUCAACUCUGGAAGCAAUUUGAUGAAGCCCGUCGUAUCGAGCAGGCGGCCAGUUUCGAAAGAGUAAAAAAAAUGUUUCACCAAUUUGACGAAAUAGAGGUUUCGUUGUACUUCAUACGACCGUCGCGGUUUUAUAAUUCAUUAUCGCACACGUGAACGUGUAAUUUCUAUUAUUUUUGCAUGCUUUUUUCAUUUCGGUGUGCCGCAAUUCUGUUCAGCUGACUCUGUCUUCGAGACAGGCCAACAAGUGGUUGUGAUAGCGCAUUUGUUUCUUUUUUCUUUCAUUUAUCGUGAGCAUGCACUAAAUGCGAAACCAACGGAAAAUUCGGUAUUUUAUUCUUUUUACGAUUUUUUUUACUUUGCUUGUAAAACACAACUGAUUGCCAACGUUCGGAAUUGCUUACGCAGUGUUCGACAGAUAAAUUCGAGUGUUUUUGAAAUCGCCCAAAGUGAGAUAACGCGCCCAAUUCGGUGUAGAUAAUUGGAAAAUAUCAAUAGGAACAUUGAUAAAUCAACGUGCUAGGCAACACAGCCAAUUUUAUCAUUUGCCUGUCAAUGACUACAGUGUGCAGCAUCUACGAAAUGGGAAGCAAUUUAAUGAAUGAAAAAUCAUUUGCGUCAUCUUUGGAAUUGUGAUGCACAAGUGUUGCGAAUGAUGAUCAUAUCAGAAAUGAAAUUUAAGUCACUAACCAGUUCGACAGACACACGAUCCAAUCAAGUUUUACUGCGGUUUUACUAGUUCAAGUAAUGUCGGAUUCAAAAGAAAUACCUGCCGGUGAAGAGGCUGCCGCUCAGGCUGCCACACAGGAUGAGCAGGCCUCUUUUGACUUGGGGACGAUCGAUAUCAUUCUAUUAGUCAUAAUAGCCCUUAGCUGCAUUUAUUAUUUGCUCUUCAAACGCAAUAAAAAGGAAGAGAAACCAAUUACAAGAUCAUAUGCCAUACAGCCGACACAAAUGAACACAGUCCAAUCCAUGGAUAAUUCGUUUAUUAAGAAAUUGAAAGCUUCUGGCCGUAGUUUGGUUGUAUUUUAUGGCUCGCAAACGGGAACUGCCGAAGAGUUUGCUGGCCGUUUGGCCAAAGAAGGCAUUCGUUACCAACUGAAAGGAAUGGUUGCCGAUCCCGAAGAAUGUGAUAUGGAAGAACUCUUGCAAAUGAAAACAAUUGAAAAUUCAUUGGCCGUUUUCUGUUUGGCAACAUACGGUGAAGGUGAUCCAACCGAUAAUGCAAUGGAAUUCUGGGAGUGGAUCCAAGGUGAUGUCGAUUUGGCCGGUCUCAAUUAUGCGGUAUUUGGUCUUGGUAACAAGACAUACGAGCAUUACAAUAAAGUCGCCAUUUAUGUCGACAAACGGUUAGAAGAAUUAGGUGCAACCCGUGUAUUUGAAUUGGGUCUUGGAGACGAUGAUGCAAACAUCGAAGAUGAUUUCAUUACAUGGAAAGAGAGAUUAUGGCCAACCGUUUGCGAUUACUUUGGCAUUGAGAGCACUGGUGAAGAUGUUCUAAUUCGUCAAUAUCGAUUGUUGGAACAACCAGAAGUGGCACCAGAUCGUAUCUACUCCGGAGAAGUGGCUCGUUUGCACUCAUUGGAGAAUCAACGUCCGCCAUUCGAUGCAAAGAAUCCAUUCCUUGCCACAAUGAAAGUGAACCGUGAAUUGCAUAAAGGCGGUGUUCGUUCGUGCAUGCACAUCGAAUUCGAUAUCGAAGGCUCGAAAAUGCGCUACGAGGCUGGUGACCACAUUGCACUAUUCCCAACCAACGAUCGCGAUUUGGUUGAACGAUUGGGCAAACUUUGUGAUGCCAAGUUGGAUACCGUCUUCUCGUUGAUUAAUACGGAUUUGGAAAGCAGCAAGAAACAUCCAUUCCCUUGUCCAACCACCUAUCGCACCGCAUUGACUCAUUACAUUGAAAUUACGGCAAUUCCGCGUACGCACAUCCUCAAAGAAUUGGCCGAAUACUGUUCAGACGAAAAGGACAAGGAAUUCUUGAAACUGAUUUCAUCGACAUCACCUGAAGGAAAGGCCCAAUAUCAAUCAUGGAUUCAUGAUGCUUGCCGCAAUGUUGUCCACAUUUUGGAAGAUAUCAAAUCGUGUAAACCACCAAUUGAUCACAUUUGUGAAAUUCUGCCACGUCUUCAGCCACGUUACUACUCGAUUUCAUCGUCAGCUAAACUAUAUCCAACAACUGUGCACGUCACCGCUGUUUUAGUGCAAUACGAAACCAAAGCUGGCCGAACAAACAAAGGUGUUGCCACAACAUAUUUGGCUGCCCGUCAUCCUGAAGACGCCAGCGAACCACCAAAAGUGCCGGUAUUUAUUCGCAAGAGUCAGUUCCGUUUGCCAAAUAAAACCGAAACACCAGUCAUUAUGAUUGGACCGGGCACUGGUUUGGCGCCAUUCAGAGGUUUCAUCCAGGAACGUGACUUGCUGCAUCGGGAUGGCAAAACUGUUGGCGACACCAUUUUGUAUUUCGGAUGCCGUAAAAAGAGUGAAGAUUUCAUUUAUGAAGAGGAAUUGAAUGAGUAUGUACAAAAUGGAACGCUAAAAUUGCGAACUGCUUUCUCCAGAGAUCAGCCAGAGAAAGUUUAUGUCACAAAUCUGUUGCGAGAAGACACUGAUUUGGUGUGGCAAGUCAUUGACAAUAAGGGUCACGUAUAUAUUUGCGGUGACGCCAAAAAUAUGGCCACCGACGUUAGAAAUAUUCUACUGAAUAUCAUCAAAACCAAAGGAAAUAUGGAUGAAGCAAGCGCUGUGCAAUACCUGAAGAAAAUGGAAGCACAAAAAAGAUAUUCGGCCGAUGUCUGGAGUUAGACUCAUCAUCACGGACGGCUAUCACCACCACCACCACCAACACAAUAAAUUAAACAAAUUAUAUAUAAAAAAUAUUUUUAUAAUAAUGAAUAGUUAAUUUUGAAAUUUUUAAAUUCGAAUAAAAGAAAACUAAUUGUUCAAUUCAUUUCACUUUUCUUUUCGGUAGCAUUUUAAAUUGAUUUUAUCUUUGGUCAUAACGUCGAAUGUCUGAACAUAAGAAAGAAAAUAAGUUCACACCGCAUGUGGUUGAAAGUUCAUAAUAGUAUCACCAUUUUAUCGAAAUAAAAUGUUAUAAAUGCGAAAAAAA